Clonostachys solani is the source of this 411-nucleotide messenger RNA. The record is from the annotation of a GenBank genome assembly. NCBI's taxonomy places the organism in Eukaryota, Fungi, Ascomycota, Sordariomycetes, Hypocreales, Bionectriaceae.
AUGGCCAUCCUUCAUCUUCUCGACUGCCUCCCUGACGAGUGUAACGGUUCACGAGCAUUUAUCCCUCUUAGUCUGUUCCCACCUCAGACCGUCCCCCCUAAUCUCCAACCCACCCAGCUCCAGCAGUCUACACCGCACCCGAUGCGGGAUAACCUUAUUCGCCUCUCAGGCACUUACGACAGUCGAGAGCUCAACUACGAUAUGGGGAAGAACCUGUACGAGGGUUUCGAUAGCCUCGACCAUCGUGGUUGGCUGGUCUGGGGCGAGCCGUGGUCUGCGUUCGGAUGGGAAGUGAGCGAGGGCUUCAUUCGGAAAUGGGGGUUCUUGCUCGAAGGUUGUGGUGAAUUGAUCACAAUAACGAAUCACUGGAGAGAAAGUCGAGGAGAGGAACCUCUGGUCGUGGAGGUUUGA